Amyelois transitella is the source of this 1774-nucleotide messenger RNA. RefSeq names its product cytochrome P450 6B7-like (gene Cyp6ab5). Lineage: Eukaryota; Metazoa; Arthropoda; Insecta; Lepidoptera; Pyralidae. Bases 73 to 1608 code for a protein of 511 amino acids. The transcript is spliced from 2 exons. Gene Ontology annotation, molecular function: iron ion binding; heme binding; monooxygenase activity. The record is from RefSeq and is a predicted model, not a curated record.
AAAUGUUUGUCAUUAUCACUCAGUUGUUUUUGUGGCCGCAGUAGUCGUGUGUGUUAAAAGAGCCACACCAAAAUGUUGAUCGUGUUUUUUAUAAUAAUUGUGUUAGUUUUAUAUUGGUACGGAACUCGUACAUUUCAUUAUUGGAAAGAAAAAGGAGUUAAACAUGAUGAACCACUGCCAUUUUUGGGAAACAACUUCAAACAAUUUAUACAAAAGGCAAGCAUAGGAAUGAUGGCUAACGAAAUGUACAAAAAAUACCCUGAGGAAAAAGUAGUUGGUUUUUAUAGAGCAACUGCACCUGAAUUAAUUAUAAGAGAUCCGGAAAUUGCAAAAAGAAUUUUGGUAUCAGACUUUAGCUCUUUUCAUGCUAGAGGAUUAAAUCCACAUAGGACGGUAGUAGAACCACUGUUGCAAAACCUCUUUUUUGGAGAAGGUGACUUAUGGCGUUUGUUGAGGCAGAGAUUUACUUUUGCAUUCAGUUCUGGAAAACUAAAAGCAAUGUUUCCCCUUAUAACAAAGCGUGCAGAAAAACUGAAAAUAAUUACUGAGGAAAUUACGGGAAGAGAUUUUUAUGACGCACGAGAGUUGAUGGCAAGGUAUACAACAGAUUGUAUCGGUGAAUGCGGUUUUGGAAUAAAUAUGGAUUCAUUAUCAGAAGAAAACAACCAAUUUAGAAGACUCGGGAAGCGAAUAUUUCAAAGGAACCUAAGAGAUAUUGUUUGCAGCGCAUUGAAAUUUAUAUUUCCGGAACUUGCAAAAAAUUUGACCUUACUAACCCCAGAAUUAGAAAAAUCAAUGAAUAAAAUAGUACAUGCCGUACUAAAAGAAAGAGACAAUAAGCCUUCCGGAAGGAACGACUUUAUUGACCUACUUUUGGAAGUCAAGCAAAAGGGAAACAUGAUUGGCGAAUCUAUAGAAAAGAAAAACGCCGAUGGCGUACCCGAAAUUGUAGAAAUGGAACUAGAUGACAUGUUACUGAUUGCUCAAGUAUUUCUCUUUUUCGGAGCUGGAUUUGAGACUUCAUCAUCAGCAUCUAGUUAUACUCUACACCAGUUGGCUUUUAAUCCAGAUUGUCAAGUCAAGGUGCAAGAAGAAAUCGAUAGAGUGCUUGAAAAAUAUGAUAACAAGCUAACAUACGAAGCUGUCAAAGAUAUGAAAUACUUAGAAAUGGCAUUUCAAGAAGCUAUGAGGAUGUAUCCAGCUCCAGGUUAUUUAAUUAGGAUGUGCACUGUACCAGAAUAUACAUUCCCAGAAUUGAAUAUAACAGUACACGAUGGAGUCAAAAUGAUAAUACCUAUAGCGGCUAUUCAAACCGAUGAAACAUAUUUUAGUAAUCCCGAACAGUUUGAUCCCGAAAGAUUUCGAGAUGGAGCUAAGGACAACUCAAAGAAAUUUGUAUAUUUACCGUUUGGAGAGGGACCCAGAGCUUGCGUUGGUGCGAGGCUUGGUAUGAUGAAGUCAAUGGCUGGACUAGCAGCUGUCCUACAGAAUUAUUCAGUGGAACCCGCGAAAUGCAGUAAACUAAAGCCUGAUCCGGAUCCGGCUGGCAUCGUAACAGAAGGAUUCGUAGAAGGGUUGCCCCUUAAAUUCAAGAAGCGUUUACGUUAAAAAAGGAAGAUUUAAGUAUGUAGACUUUUGCCCGGACUUUUAAGCGUGAAAUUUUUCGGGAAUAAAAGUAACCCGCUAUGACUUUAAUGGACAGUGCACGUAUCGAGAAGAGACACGGUGUGGCUGAAGUGUAAUUUUUUUGUAAUAAUAAAUAACUUUAAAUUUA